GGAGAGGGACUUUUGGCAGGGGCAUGUAGUGAAAUGACAAGGGGAAAUGGCUUUAAACUGGAAGAGGGCAAAUUCAGAUUAGAUAUUAGGAAUAUAUGAGGGCUGUCUAGGUUACAGGUGUUACACGUGACACAUCAGGACCAUUUACACCUCAGAGAGAUGAAUACAGGACAGAAAAUCACACAGUGGCCAGCCUGGUUAUGACAAAAUGCUGAUACCAAAUUCCAUAGUUGGUGAUUGCUGUGGACUAGCUCAGUAAGUCUCCAUCCAGCCCCCACGGGAUGGGUGCUUGCAUUCUCCCUACAUAUUCUCCAAUCACUAUGAUUGGCACUAAUAGCAAAAUGAGUGCCUACUACUCAAUGAUUUCCAAGUCCAAUUUCUCCAGUCAAUUAAGCAGUCAGAGAAAUGUGUUUCAAAGUAAAUCUAUUUCUUAGAACAGCCGUGCUGUCUUGUGUUACAUUCCCACUGAUGUUUGCUCUCUCUAGAGGAGAAACCUGGAUAUAGAAAGCUUAAAAAUCAAUAUCCAGCAAUCCUCAGAAAUGUUUUCCUUUCUUUAAUUUAAAGAGUGUGGACCAAACCUCUGAGUAUGCUGUCUCUGCAGCUUUUUCCCUUCAAAAGUCAAGGUAUCCACAGGAGCCUUGUGGUCCUGUGACAAGUUUGGAAACUGUGGAACACCUGCAAGAUCACGAUGAGGCCUGUGAGGAAGGCGAGCUGAAAUAGCUCUUGAUCCAGCAUUGUUCUGAUCUGAACAGGCUCUUGCAAAACUUGAGACCAUAAGAAACAGUUCAUAGUAAGAUGUCUUUUAUCUAGUGGAGAAAGGCAUAAAAGGAAUCAAUUGCUGGAGUUCAAGGUAGGUCUUAAUUAGCAUAUCUAAGAGAAGGAUAAACUCUCUGUCUCUUGGAAAUGUCACCUCAAAACAAGGAUGAACAUUGCCCUUGAAGACACAUUGUGUGGUCAAAUACAAUUAGUGGGCUGUAGGAAACUGGGUGAAAAUACCUGAGGUAUUUUUAAUAAUAGGCCAGCUGUGAAAAUGGAGUCGCUCUGUGUAACUUCCAGAUCCAUGAAUAACUUUGUGGUUUUACUUCAAUUCCUAUGCAAAAUUUUCCUCACUAAUUAUCUAACUAAAUAUUCCCUUUCUAAUGCCUGCAGCCACAAGUGCUCACUGAAAUUUGAAAACAAAAAAAGAGACAUUAUCUCCCCCCAGUGCUGGAAGUACAUCUGCAGUGUAAAAACCUGACAGGAGGCAGCAUUUUAAAACCUGAGUUCACCAUUCUUUUAAGACUCCAAAGUUGAGCCUUACAGAAUGAAGACAUGUCUCAAGAGCAUCCACUUCAAUACAGGAAGUCAGCUGUUUCACUUGCAAUCACCAAGGGUUCAACUAAUAGCACAGAAUACACCUAUCUGCUUACCGUGCACCAUCUGAAUGCAUUAUACAGCGUAAUGGCUCAAAAGGAGCUGUUUUUGCAAUGGGUGGAAAAGUUGCUUUACUUGUUUUUCUUAUUUUUGUUUGCCCUGUUUUGUUUCCUGUUCUUUUAUAGACCAAGAUAAGAACAGAACAGUUAGGAACGUAUUCCACUUUCUGUUGCAGAUCAGUUUUCAGUCAUUUUAGAUUUUAGACAGUCUACCUGGCAUGUGAUAUAACUAUCCCAGAGUCUUGGUAGUUUAUACUUACUUACCCAUAUAUUUUUUAAGCAAGUCAUGAGUCUUCAUCCUUAUGAUAGCCCAAGAGCUGCUCAGUAACUGGAUGAAGUCCAAAAUGCAACUGGAUCUGAUGAGCGAUGGAGAAGAGGAAGUUUUCCUCCUGGAAAAGCCUUCUGCAGCCCCUCUCAAGUAUGAGCGGUUUGAUGACUUGUGCAGCUACCUGGAAUACAAAACAGAAAGUUCUUCUGUCCAAGAAUACCUACAGCACCUUUUGCAGGAUGAAGCUGUGAGCUAUGGGAUAGUGGAAGGCCUUAGACUUGAAGACAUCAAGGAAACAAGUGAUGGAGCUGAGACACAAGCAGGUGAAAGAAAACCGAAUAAGGCAUCAGAAGGCAUUAGAGCUUCAGAGGCAAGAACAGUCCCCGAAGAAAUCACUUCAGUCUGCGGCCUGGCUCCAAGCACAGGAGGAGGACAGAAGGAAGGCCCUGAAGGCCAAGAAGGAGGAGAUCCAGAGGGAAAUCUUGAAGCUGCAAAGGAAAAUGGCUGAGAAGCGGGCCAUGGCAGAAGCAUGGAGAAUUUAAGAGGGAGAGGGGGGCAUGGGAAGAGCCGUAUGAAGAACACUUACCAGCUUCUUUUGCUAAAUGUAAGAGGAGUGGUGGUCCCAAAGGAAACAUCUGCCAUUCCUCUGUCUCUGAACUCUCCCAAAACCUUUUACUCCUAUGUUAUCAACAUCAGUGGCAGAGUUUAUCAUUAGUGGUGUCCUGGAUUCAGCUGUAACAGUUAUUUUUCUCCCUCCUAGAAGCUGAUGCAGUGCCAUGUUUUCAACUUUAGUCUGACAACAGUGCUGAUAACACACCAAUGAUUUAGUUGUUGCUCAGUAACG
Molecule: messenger RNA, 2524 nt
Organism: Strigops habroptila (Kakapo)
Lineage: Eukaryota; Metazoa; Chordata; Aves; Psittaciformes; Psittacidae
Gene: CCDC191
Product: coiled-coil domain containing 191
Exons: 3
Coding region: 1715-2188 (157 amino acids)
Source: RefSeq, a predicted model, not a curated record